Messenger RNA from Leucoraja erinaceus (little skate), 1900 nucleotides. Its product is annotated as interferon alpha-1/13-like. Lineage: Eukaryota; Metazoa; Chordata; Chondrichthyes; Rajiformes; Rajidae. The transcript is spliced from 4 exons. Gene Ontology annotation, biological process: defense response. The coding region runs from base 688 to 1266 and encodes 192 amino acids. Gene Ontology annotation, molecular function: cytokine receptor binding. Gene Ontology annotation, cellular component: extracellular region. The record is from RefSeq and is a predicted model, not a curated record.
AAGUAAUUCCAUUUCAUGAUAUCCCCACUUGAGAUCAAUUUUGGGAACACUUAACUGGUUGAUAACUCUUGAAGCACCUCAUCGACCGUAGUGUACGUGACAAUAAUAACCCAAUAGCAGUUUAUCCCGCUACCCUUCAGCCUCUCAGCGGGACCCGAGCGGUUCACAAACACGCCCACUCUCGGAUGUGACGAGCCCGUCUCUUCCACCAGGACACGUUCGCUUCGGCUGAAGCAAAGAUCCUAUAGCGGAGCAAGAUGAACCACUCCUGCGAAAAACACGUAGUACGGUCAUGGGCAGAUUCAUGGGUAAUUUAAGGUCCCAUUUCCGUAACCUGCUUCCGCCUAAAGAUAGGAUAUUUGCUUCCGCCUCCGCACUCGUAUCUUCACUUAGACCAUGGCGUCCACGUCUAAUAGUGUUGCAUUCUGCACUGCUGUAAAUUGCUCCAAUCGGCAAUGUAGGCGACCCGACUUGUCUUUCUUCAGGUUCCCCAUUAAGGAGGAAAGGUAAGCAAACAUGUAUUACUUCUGUGGCUAUAGGAUCUUUGGACUGAAGUUGCGGCGCGGCCGCUUCCCCCCGGCCGACCGAGCCGGAGACUUUCCUACGAUGGCAGGAAGACAGGAAAUGGAUCGGGACCGGUUAACAUGCGGAUCGAACUGAAGCCGUUUAAUUUUUUUUAAAGCAGAAAUGUCUGGUGUGAAGAACAUAGAAGCACUUUCUCCUCGGAGAGCAGAGUGUGGGUCCGGUGUAUCGGCGCUGAGAGAGUCGCCACCAACCAAGCGGCCGCGACCCGUCUCUCCGCACUGUCCCCCUGAGAUGUGGCUUCACCGCAGUUGGGGUGGCCACCUAACCCGACAGUGUGGGACUGAGCGGCGGUCGCUGAAAACCAAGCCCUUGAACCUGGUGAAACUUUCCUUUGGGGUUGAGGCCCAGGACAGGAUCCAGAUUGUCCAUGAAACACUGCAUCACCUCCGCAGGAUCUACAGCAUGAACCUGAGCUCAGUAACGUGGGUCCAGGCCACAGUGGAACACUUCAGGCUUCUCCUGGAUCGGCAACUGAGAGAGCUGGAAGUCUGUGUCAGGAAACCAAGCACAGGGUCCAGGGCAAGGAAGAAUGCCACAGUUCAUAAAUACUUCAGGAAACUGAGAAAGUUUCUGAAACAGAAGGGAUUCAGUGACUGUGCCUGGGAAAUAACACGCGCUGAGACCAGGGCACAUUUACAACAGCUCCUACUCAUCAUGGCAACAAUCAGCAGGGAACAAUGAGGAUAUUUCAGAGACUGAAUCAUAAGAGACUGAAAUUGAGGAUCAAUUGAAAUCUGUAGAUCAGGCAACAUAUCUGUCGAUUAUGGUUUUGUGAUGUUUUGAGUUGAGACCCUUCCUUGGACUUCUUAUGGUGGAAACGUGAUAAAUGAAAUGGAAGAUGUUCAAACAACUCAGUACGUGUGGAAUGGAAAAGGGAGUCAUUCCAGGUCAAAUAAACUACCAUCAUGAAUGCUCAAGAACCAGAAUGUUAACAAUUUUUUAAACAAAUUAAUUAUUAUUAUUGCAUCAGAAACAUUAGCUAUAUUCUCUCCCAUUAGCUUUUUUUCUGAACAAUGUAUUCUAUUAUUUCGACUUGUAUGAGAGUCAUGGAGAACAAAGAACAUUUGGAUAUUUCUCUGUAUUUAAGUGUUGAUCUAAUUUAUUGAUAUUUAUUUUUGUACCAUUAUCCUGUGUUGAACUGUGAAUCUUGAAAGAUCCCCUCUUUCAAAGACUGACAAAUUCAGUAAAUUCAUUAAAUUAUUUCAGUGAAUAAAUUAAUUUCAGUUUAUUUAUAUUUGCACUUAUAUAUAUUUAAGCAUACAAUAUAUAUAGUCAAAAUCUUUGUUAAUUUAUUGUAUUUUAGAGAGACGCUGUG